AUGUCAUUCAUUUUAAAGUUAUUCAUCAUCUUACACUUCAGAAUUGGUUAUCUUUUUCUCUAUACAUACGAACUGGUUUCAAUAUUGUUGACAAAAGUCAAAUCAACAUUAAUGAACCCAAUUAGAUGGUUAAUUCAAACUGAUGCGUCAUUCAAAACUACUAAUCUACCCCACAAUAAAAAGUUACUUAGAUAUAAAUUAUAUUUAGAUUAUGCUCUAGAUUUGUUGAAAACUACUAAUAGAUCUAAUGUAAUGGAAGCUAUCGAAAUUAUUUUAUAUAUUUUAAAAGACAACAAAUUGACCAAACUACAAAGUGAUUGUUUAUAUCAUUUGGCUGUUGGCUUCUUAAAAUUGAAUGACUAUCAUAAUGCUGCCAUUUAUUGUCAGUGUUUAUUAACAAUUGAACCAGAUAAUCAGAGAAUCAAGGAUCUGUUGAUGGAAAUCAAAUCACGCUCGUUUGAAGAUAUUCAGAAUAAAUCCGCCAUAGUGAAGCUCUCAACAUCGAAUUAA
Schistosoma rodhaini is the source of this 510-nucleotide messenger RNA. Lineage: Eukaryota; Metazoa; Platyhelminthes; Trematoda; Strigeidida; Schistosomatidae. The record is from the annotation of a GenBank genome assembly.